CCGUCGCCGUUGUGCAAGUGGGGCGGGGUGGGGAGGGGAGGGGGGGGCGCUCUCUCCCGUGCUGCCCGGCGCAGCGGCCUUCGCGAGCGCAACGAGGCAGUGCGCGAGGCGCGAGGCAGUCGAGCGGACGUGGCUUGGCGGUCGGUGCUGGCUGGUGCUAGCCGGGCGCCAUGGGCGAACAGCAGGCGACCUCCAGCGGGCUUCUUCAACGUGUACGCUCUGCGCGUCAACCUCAGCGUCGCCAUCGUCGCCAUGACAGCCAACCGAACCGUCGUAGCCGAGAAUGGCACCCUCGAAUACGAGCAAGAGUUCGCGUGGGACUCGAAGAUGCAGGGGCUGCUGCUGAGCGCCUUCUUCUGGGGCUACCUCGUCACGCAGAUCCCGGGCGGGUGGCUGGCGGCGCGCGUGGGCGGCAACCGCCUGUUCGGCUUCGGGCUGGCGGCCACCGCCCUCCUCACCCUCCUCACGCCCCCGCUCGCCCGCGCGGGCGCCUACUGGCUGCUGGCCCUGCGCGUCGCGGAGGGCCUCUUCGAGGGCGUGACGUUCCCGUGCAUGCACGCCGUGUGGGCGCGCUGGGCCCCGCCGCUGGAGCGCAGCCGCAUGGCGGCCAUCGCCUUCUCCGGCAGCUACGUGGGCACCGUCGUCGCCAUGCCCGUCUGCGGCCUGCUCGCCAACACCGUCGGCUGGCCCUCCAUCUUCUACGUCUUCGACACUCUACACUUCGACCUUAAACAAGCUGGGUUUAUGUCUGGGCUCCCGUACCUCGCCAUGGCAAUUGUUCUUCAGAUCGCAGGCCAAUUAGCUGACGUGCUGCGAGAGCGGCGAAUCCUCACUACCACCCAGGUGCGGCGGCUGUUCAACUGCGGCGCCUUCCUGGGGCAGACGGUGUUCAUGCUGUUGGCCACGGCGCUGCCGUCGCCCGCCGCCGUCGUCGCCUGCCUCACCGCCGCCGUCGGCUGCGGCGCCUUCGCCCUCGCCGGAUACGGCGUGAAUCACCUGGAUAUUGCACCACAGCACGCCAGUGUUUUGAUGGGCCUGUCCAACACAGUCGCAACGUUACCUGGCAUCAUCAGCCCCACCGUCACCGGCUUCCUCGUGCAACAUCACAGUGCGGAGGAGUGGAAGAGCGUGUUCUACAUCAGCAGCGGCAUCUACCUGGUGGGCGUGGUCGUGUACGGGCUGUUCGCGUCGGGGGAGCUGCAGAGCUGGGCCGAGCCUCAGCCCCAGCCCCAGUCGCCGCCCCCGCCCCCACCCCAACUCGAGAUGCACGCCUACGACAACCGAGCCAUGGACGAGCGCUGACAAUUGUAUAUUUAUUUUAAUGUGUACAGUUACGCAAUGUUAUUUUCAACGUUUCUUAAAAUAAAAAU
Messenger RNA from Gryllus bimaculatus (two-spotted cricket), 1370 nucleotides. NCBI's taxonomy places the organism in Eukaryota, Metazoa, Arthropoda, Insecta, Orthoptera, Gryllidae. The record is from the annotation of a GenBank genome assembly.